AUGGGCAUUAGGGAAAGGCUGGAAGUCCUGCUCAAUACACCGAACUCAUCAGAGGUUCAGAAUGAGAAGAAAGAUCUCAUGGGGCGAUUGCAAAUAUUCCUGUCGCAGGAGGAGGCUUUCUGGAGGCAACGGUCGAAAGUUGUUUGGUUGAAGGAGGGUGACCGGAACACGGGAUUCUUUCAUAGAAAAGCUGCUAAUCGGAAGAGAAAAAACACUAUUCCGGGAUUGUAUAAUGAGAAUGGUCAGUGGUGUGAUGACGAUGAGGGAAUGGAAAAAGUUGUUACUGACUAUUUCACAAACAUAUUCAGUGCUUCAGACAUAGCUUUGGAGGUUGUAGAAACUACAUUGGCGGCUAUACAGCCUUGUGUUACACAGAGUAUGAAUGAGCAGUUGUGCGUAGUGUGUUCUCAUGAGGAGGUACAAAAUGCAUUAUUUCAGAUGUAUCCCACCAAGUCCCCUGGACCGGAUGGGAUGCCACCCCUUUUUUUCCAACACUAUUGGGACGUUGUUGGUGCAGAAAUCACAGAGGUAGUUCAAGGCUUUAUGCAGUCAGGGAGAUUGAUUACGGAUAACAUUCUUGUAGCCAAUGAGAUUGCUCAUUUUGUUCACAAUAAGAAAGAGGGAGGUGAGGGGUUUAUGGCUCUGAAGCUUGACUUAAGUAAGGCGUAUGAUCGCAUGGAGUGGACUUUCUUGAGGAAAGUUCUGGAUAGGUACUCUUUUUUCAUUCGAGGAAAACCACGUGGUCUUGUCAUUCCAAGCAGAGGCUUAAGACAAGGGGAUCCCUUAUCCCCUUAUCUUUUCUUGCUUGGAGCUGAAGGAUUCUCAGCGUUACUUAGACAGAAACAAGAGUUGGGUUUGCUUCCAGGGAUUGGAAAUGUUAUUGAAACAUAUGGGCGAGCAUCGGGACAGCUUGUUAAUUUUGAUAAGAGCUCGGUUGUUUUUAGCAAAAAUGUUUCGUCUUUCAUGCAAGAGGAAGUGUCAAAUUUGAUGGGAGUGGAGGUGGUUGCCUCUCAUGAGCGGUAUCUAGGGUUACCCACUUAUGUGGGUAGGAAGAAGACUUCAACUUUCCAUUACAUAAAGGAGAAUCUAGCUAAGAAACUCUCUUGUUGGCAAGGGAAACUAUUAAGUGGAGCAGGGAAAGAUAUUCUGAUUCGAGUAGUGGCUCAAGCUUUGCCGAGCUAUGCUAUGAGUGUCUUUCAAUUGACAAAGAAUUUUUGUGAUGAUCUUGAACAGAUGUGUGCUCGGUUUUGGUGGGGAAGCACUAAUGAUAAGAGGAAAAUCCAUUGGAAAACAUGGAACGCUUUGUGCAAUCCGAGAGAAGCAGGAGGACUGGGGUUUCGAAGUUUAUCAAAUUUUAACUCUGCUUUGCUUGCAAAACAAGCUUGGAGGGUGCUUUGCAAUCCUAAUUCUCUUAUUGCUCGUAUUUAUAAAGCGAGGUACUUUCCAACUGAGUCCUUUUGGACAGUAGACCUACAUCCUUCUCCGUCAUACUCUUGGAGAAGUAUAUUUUUUACAAGGGAGCUACUUCAACAAAGUGUCUAUUGGCAGAUUGGGAAUGGUGUCAAUGUAAACAUCUGGUCGGAUUCUUGGAUACCUAAUUUACGAAAUGGUAAGCCAGAUAUCAAUGAAGCGGCUUUGGCAAAGGUCUCUAGGGUCUGUGAUAUUUUUUCGAGUCCGGGAACUUGGAAUGUACCUCUUGUUAACCGACUAUUUUCAGUUGAAGAAGCUGUAGCGGUUUUGAGUAUUCCACUAAGCUCAAGAGAUUUGGCAAACAGAUUAGUUUGGAAGUUGGAAAAGAAUGGUAAGUAUUCUGUUCACUACAAAAAAAGAGAUCUUUUGCGACGGUACAAAAACGUCGCAAAUAAUACAAAAUCCGUCGCAAAAGCUUUUUUGCGACGGCAUUGCGACGGAUAA
Rosa rugosa (rugosa rose) is the source of this 1914-nucleotide messenger RNA. RefSeq lists its product as uncharacterized. The transcript has 4 exons. Lineage: Eukaryota; Viridiplantae; Streptophyta; Magnoliopsida; Rosales; Rosaceae. The coding region runs from base 1 to 1914 and encodes 637 amino acids. The record is from RefSeq and is a predicted model, not a curated record.